AUCUCGCGGCGCGCCAUGCGCCGCUAAUGUAUGGCGGAGGGCCUCUCAAGUGCGACCGGGCGCCUCAAAUUUGAGACAAGGAUCUGCCUGUGUGAAGCGGAGCGCCGCUGCGGUGCUGCGAGCCUCAGCCGGUGUGUAGCAUGGCGGAGGCCGUGGCCGAGGUGGGCCGGUUCAAAGCCAACUAUGCCAUCGAGCGCAAGAUCGAGCCUUUCUACAAGGGCGGGAAAGUGCAGCUGGACCACACCGGGAAGCACCUCUUCUGUGUCUGCGGCACCAGAGUCAACAUCCUGGACGUGGCCUCGGGGUCUGUGCUGCAGAGCCUGGAGCAGGAAGACCAGGAAGACAUAACUGCCUUUGACCUCAGCCCAGAUGACCAGGUGCUGGUGACAGCUAGCCGGGCUCUGCUGCUAGCGCAAUGGGCCUGGCGGGAGGGCAGUGUCACCCGUCUGUGGAAGGCGGUACACACGGCCCCCGUGGCCGCCAUGGCCUUCGACCCCACCUCCACACUGCUGGCCACAGGUGGCUGUGAUGGGGGUGUGCGUGUCUGGGAUACAGUGCGACACUAUGGGACACACCACUUCCGGGGCUCUCCUGGCGUCGUACAUUUGGUGUCCUUCCACCCGGACCCCUCACGCCUGCUGCUCUUCUCCUCGGCCAUCGACGCCGCCAUACGGGUGUGGACACUGCAGGACCGCUCGUGCUUGGCUGUGCUGUCCUCACACUACAGCGCUGUCACCUCCCUGUCCUUCAGUGCCGACGGCCACACCAUGCUCAGCUCGGGCCGUGACAAGAUCUGCGUCGUCUGGGACCUGCGGAGCCACCAAGCCACAAAGACUGUGCCUGUGUUUGAGAGUGUGGAGGCCGCUGUGCUGCUGCCUGAGGAGCCAGCCCCAGAGCUGGGUGUGAAGUCUCAGGGUCUGCACUUCCUGACAGCUGGAGACCUAGGCGCACUGCGUGUAUGGGAGGUGGACUCAGGACAGUGCGUGUAUAAGCAGCAGCGGCCACCAGGCCCCGGGCGGGAGCUGACCCACUGUGCCCUGGCCCCCGCCGCCGGCCUGGUGCUCAGCGUGACUGCUGACCACAACUUGCUGCUCUACGAGGCCCGCUCCCUGCAGCUGCAGAAACAGUUUGCCGGCUACAGUGAAGAGGUGCUGGAUGUCCGGUUCCUGGGCCCUGAGGACUCCCACGUGGUGGUGGCCUCCAACAGCCCCUGCCUAAAAGUGUUUGAACUACAGACGUCUUCCUGUCAGAUCCUCCAUGGCCACACAGAUAUCAUCUUGGCCCUGGACGUCUUCCGGAAGGGGUGGCUCUUUGCCAGCUGUGCCAAGGACCAGAGCAUCCGAGUGUGGAGGAUGAACAAGGCCGGCCAGGUGGCCUGUGUGGCUCAGGGCACUGGGCACACACAUGGCGUGGGUGCCAUCUGCUGCUCCAGGUUGAAGGAGUCCUUCCUGGUGACGGGCAGCCAAGACUGCACCGUGAAGCUGUGGCCCAUCCCCCAGGCCCUGACAGCCACAAGCACAGCCCCAGAUGGUGGCCCUGUUCUCCUCCACGCUCAGGCCACACAGCGCUGCCAUGAUAAGGACAUCAACAGUGUAGCCGUUGCCCCCAACGACAAGCUGCUGGCCACAGGCUCCCAGGACCGCACUGCCAAGCUCUGGGCCUUGCCCCAGCUCCAGCUGCUGGGCGUCUUUUCAGGCCACCGGCGGGGCCUCUGGUGUGUCCAGUUCUCACCCAUGGACCAGGUACUGGCCACGGCCUCAGCCGACGGGACUGUCAAACUCUGGGCAUUGCAGGACUUCAGCUGCCUCAAGACCUUCGAGGGGCACGACGCCUCAGUGCUGAAAGUGACCUUUGUGAGCCGGGGCACACAGCUGCUGUCCAGUGGCUCCGAUGGGCUGGUGAAGCUCUGGACUGUCAAGAGCAACGAGUGCGUGCGCACGCUAGAUGCCCACGAGGACAAGGUCUGGGGGCUGCACUGCAGCCGGCUGGAUGACCGGGCGCUCACCGGUGCCAGCGACUCCCGUGUGCUGCUCUGGAAGGACGUGACGGAGGUGGAGCAGGCCGAGGAGCAGGCCAAGCGUGAGGAGCAGGUGGUCAAGCAGCAAGAGCUGGACAACCUCCUUCACGAGAAGCAGUACCUGCGGGCGUUGGGCCUGGCCAUCUCCCUGGACCGGCCCCACACCGUGCUGACCGUCGUCCAGGCCAUCCGAAGGGACCCUGAGGCCUGCCAGAAGCUGGAAGCCACGGUGCUCCGACUGCGGCGGGACCAGAAAGAGGCCCUGCUCCGCUUCUGUGUCACCUGGAACACCAAUUCUCGGCACUGCCACGAGGCGCAGGCGGUGCUGGGUGUGCUGCUGCGGCACGAGGCCCCCGAGGAGCUGCUGGCCUAUGAGGGUGUGCGGGCCUCGCUCGAGGCGCUGCUGCCCUACACCGAGCGGCACUUCCAGCGGCUCAGCCGGACGCUGCAGACAGCCACCUUCCUGGACUUCCUGUGGCAGAACAUGAAGCUGCCCACCCUCCCCACCAGUGCCCCCAUGCCCUGAGACACACAGAAAGCCCUUCUCCUACCCAGUUGGCCCCGUGUCUUUUGUCCUGCCUACCCAGGCCUCCACACCUCGCUGGCAUCUGGCUAAUCCCCGUGCUUCCGUGGGUUUGGGUCAAAGAAUUUUUUUUUUUUUUUUUUUUUUUUUUUUUUACUGGUGCACUGCUCAGCUAUGGCUGAGCCGCCAGAAGUGCCGGGGGAUCGAACCUGAGACCUGGGAGCCUCAGGCAUGAUAAAAUUUUAUUUAUUUACAAAAAAAUAAUCAUAGUAGGGAGUUGGGCAGUAGCGAAAACAAGGGCAACAAAAGGGUAAAUAAAUUAAAUAAAAUAAUAUUUCAUUGAAA
Messenger RNA from Erinaceus europaeus (western European hedgehog), 2885 nucleotides. It is a transcript of the gene TBL3, whose product is annotated as transducin beta like 3. The coding region runs from base 141 to 2543 and encodes 800 amino acids. Gene Ontology annotation, molecular function: protein binding; U3 snoRNA binding. The transcript has 22 exons. Gene Ontology annotation, cellular component: small-subunit processome; 90S preribosome; nucleolus. Gene Ontology annotation, biological process: endonucleolytic cleavage to generate mature 5'-end of SSU-rRNA from (SSU-rRNA, 5.8S rRNA, LSU-rRNA); endonucleolytic cleavage in 5'-ETS of tricistronic rRNA transcript (SSU-rRNA, 5.8S rRNA, LSU-rRNA). The record is from RefSeq and is a predicted model, not a curated record. NCBI's taxonomy places the organism in Eukaryota, Metazoa, Chordata, Mammalia, Eulipotyphla, Erinaceidae.